Molecule: messenger RNA, 1188 nt
Organism: Naumovozyma castellii
Lineage: Eukaryota; Fungi; Ascomycota; Saccharomycetes; Saccharomycetales; Saccharomycetaceae
Gene: ILV5
Product: ketol-acid reductoisomerase
Exons: 1
Coding region: 1-1188 (395 amino acids)
Source: RefSeq, a predicted model, not a curated record
AUGUUGAGAUCCCAAGCUACCAGAUUAGUGUGUAACUCCCGUGUUAUCACCGCUAAGAGAACUUUUGCUCUAGCAUCCCGUGCUGCUGUUAACAUGAGACCAGCUGCUCGUUUCGUUAAGCCAAUGAUCACUACCCGUGGUUUGAAGCAAAUUAACUUUGGUGGUACCGUUGAAACCGUCUACGAAAGAGCUGACUGGCCAAGAGAAAAGUUGUUGAACUACUUCAAGAACGACACUUUUGCCUUAAUUGGUUACGGUUCUCAAGGUUACGGUCAAGGUUUGAACUUGAGAGACAAUGGUUUGAACGUUGUUAUUGGUGUUAGAAAGAAUGGUGCUUCUUGGAAGGCUGCCAUUGAAGAUGGUUGGGUUCCAGGUGAAAACUUAUUCGAAGUUGAAGAAGCCAUCAAGAAGGGUACUUAUGUCAUGAACUUGUUAUCCGAUGCUGCUCAAUCUGAAACUUGGAACACUAUUAAGCCAUUGUUGACUAAGGGUAAGACUCUAUACUUCUCCCAUGGUUUCUCUCCAGUCUUCAAAGAUUUGACUCACGUUGAACCACCAAAGGACUUAGAUGUUAUCUUGGUUGCUCCAAAGGGUUCCGGUAGAACCGUUAGAUCUUUAUUCAAGGAAGGUCGUGGUAUUAACUCUUCUUAUGCUGUCUGGAACGAUGUUUCCGGUAAGGCUCAUGAAAAGGCUCAAGCUUUGGCUGUUGCCAUUGGUUCCGGUUACGUUUACCAAACCACUUUUGAAAGAGAAGUUAACUCCGAUUUGUACGGUGAAAGAGGUUGUUUAAUGGGUGGUAUCCACGGUAUGUUCUUGGCUCAAUACGAAGUCUUGAGAGAAAAUGGUCACACUCCAUCUGAAGCUUUCAAUGAAACCGUUGAAGAAGCUACUCAAUCUUUGUACCCAUUGAUUGGUAAGUACGGUAUGGAUUACAUGUACGAUGCUUGUUCCACUACUGCUAGAAGAGGUGCUUUGGAUUGGUACCCAAUCUUCAAGGAUGCCUUGAAGCCAGUUUUCCAAGACUUGUACGAAUCUACUAAGAACGGUACUGAAACCAAGAGAUCUUUGGAAUUCAACUCUCAACCAGACUACAGAGAAAAGUUGGAAGCUGAAUUACAAACUAUUAGAGAUAUGGAAAUCUGGGGAGUUGGUAAGGAAGUUAGAAAGUUGAGACCAGAAAACAACUAG